Penicillium alfredii is the source of this 1896-nucleotide messenger RNA. RefSeq lists its product as uncharacterized. Lineage: Eukaryota; Fungi; Ascomycota; Eurotiomycetes; Eurotiales; Aspergillaceae. The record is from RefSeq and is a predicted model, not a curated record. The transcript has 8 exons. Gene Ontology annotation, molecular function: alpha-L-arabinofuranosidase activity. The coding region runs from base 1 to 1896 and encodes 631 amino acids. Gene Ontology annotation, biological process: L-arabinose metabolic process.
AUGGUGGCUACUCGAGCUCUCGAUUUAACGUCUGGUCUCGCAACUCUGUCACUCCUUUGUGGCUUGUUCGGCAGUGCCAAAGGAGUUUCUCUCGAGGUCUCGACAGAAGGCGGUAAUUCCUCCAGCCCUCUUCUCUAUGGAUUUAUGUUUGAGGACAUCAACCAUUCCGGCGAUGGAGGGAUCUAUGCCCAGCUACUUCGCAACAAUGGCCUGCAGGGUUCCAAGCCAGAUUUGACGGCCUGGGGUAGUGUUGGCAAUUCUAAAAUUGCAGUGGAUUCCGACAAUCCCUUGACCUCUGCUAUUACACACACCUUGCGCGUGGAUGUUCCCAAGGAGGCCACUGGCCGCGUUGGGGUGACCAACGCAGGAUAUUGGGGAAUCCCCGUGGAUGGCAGCAACUUCCACACCUCUUUCUGGAUCAAGGGGAAGUUGGACGGCGAUAUCACUGCGCGACUGGUUGGAAAUGGCACUGGCACCGAGUAUGCUUCGAAAUCAAUCUCGGUUUCCUCGAACGGGAACAAGUUCACUGUCGUCGACGCGUCCUUUGAAACCACCAAGGCACCCGACGGAAAUGUUUAUUAUGAGCUGACUGUGGACGGCAAGUCGGUCGCCGGCUCCUCACUUUAUUUUGGUUUGGUCCAACUGUUUCCUCGAACUUACAAAGACCGGCAAAAUGGUCUUCAGCCGAAGCUGGCCAACGCCCUGGAGUCCGUCAAGGGAUCUUUCUUGAGGUUUCCAGGAGGUAAUAACCUGGAGGGUGACGAUGGCGGAUCGCGGUGGAAGUGGAAUGAAACUAUUGGGCCGGUGGAGGAUCGACCAGGACGACAGGGAACUUGGACCUACCCUAAUACCGACGGAUUGGGCCUCGAUGAAUAUUUCUACUGGUGCGAAGAUAUGGGCUUGGAGCCAGUGCUGGAUGUUUGGGCUGGGUUUGCUUUGCAGUCUGGAGGCAAUACUCCAAUCACCGGCGAUGCCCUCAAGCCGUACGUGGACGAUGUGUUGAACGAGUUGGAGUAUGUUCUCGGGGAUAAGAGUACAAAAUAUGGCGCCCUUCGAGCCUCUUAUGGCCGGGAUGAUCCGUGGCCGCUGAAGAUGGUGGAAAUUGGGAACGAGGAUAACCUGGGAGGUGGUUGCCAGUCGUACUCGGAGCGAUUCACCGCGUUUUAUGAUGCGGUUCACAAGGCAUACCCAGACCUCACUCUCAUUGCCAGUACGUCGGAGAAGUCCUGCCUGCCCAGUUCCAUGCCCAAAGGAGCGUGGAUGGACUACCAUGACUACAACAGCCCCGAUGGCCUGGUGGGACAGUUCAACUAUUUCGACAAUUCGGAUCGAUCCGUCCCAUAUUUCAUCGGCGAGUAUGCCCAGAAUGGCGUGGAUUGGCCAAUUAUGCAGGGCUCGGUGGCAGAGGCCGUGUUCAUGAUCGGACUGGAGCGCAACAGCGACGUGGUCAAGAUGGCGGCCUAUGCGCCGUUGCUGCAACUGACCAACUCCACCCAGUGGAAGCCCAACCUCAUCGGAUACACCCAGAGCCCUACCGGCCUUGUGGAAACUAGCAGCUACUUUGUUCAGGAGAUGUUCUCCGUGAACCGGGGUGACACGAUCAAGAAGGUUACCAGUGACUUAUCAUUUGGGCCAGUAUACUGGGUCGCAUCGAGUGCGAAGGACGCGUACUUUGUGAAGCUGGCCAACUAUGGCAGCAAGACCCAGGACAUAAGCAUCGCCAUCUCUGGAAAGAACCAGGGCAAACUCACGGUGGUGGCCGACGAUGAUGCAAAGGCCGCCAACACUGACACUGAGACCCCGAUUGCCCCGACAGACUCCACAGUAAGUGCGAAGGAUGGGAAGUUCACGUUUACUUUGCCUGCGUGGUCUGUUGCUGUGCUCGCUGCUAGUUGA